This is a messenger RNA of Puccinia triticina, 384 nucleotides long. RefSeq lists its product as uncharacterized. The record is from RefSeq and is a predicted model, not a curated record. The coding region runs from base 1 to 384 and encodes 127 amino acids. The transcript is spliced from 2 exons. NCBI's taxonomy places the organism in Eukaryota, Fungi, Basidiomycota, Pucciniomycetes, Pucciniales, Pucciniaceae.
AUGGGCCACAUCGUCUUCUUCUCCCGCCACCCCAAGAUCCUCAACAUUGCCGUCGAGUCCUUCAAGGCCCUGCUCCAGCUGUGCGGCUGGGUCGGGCUGAGCCAGAGCAUCAUUCACUCCAGGGACUUCAAGAUCUACCUUGAGCCGUACGAUCAGGUGCCCCAAGCCCCAGCCCGAUGCCCUCUCAAAAGGACAAGACCGGAUGAAGAUCAAGAGAAAGUUGUAAAACCUCCUGGGCAGCUCCUGGGCAGCUUCACGGGCCCCAAGUCUGUCCCAGCAGAGCUGCAAGAAGCUUUCCCCGGCGGUAGGUUCCGGCUGUUCAGUGCCGUCAAGAUCAAGGACCAGCCCUCGGAAGCCAAACAAUUGCUCCCCCCUCCCGAAUAG